Molecule: messenger RNA, 777 nt
Organism: Trichoderma gamsii
Lineage: Eukaryota; Fungi; Ascomycota; Sordariomycetes; Hypocreales; Hypocreaceae
Product: AraC family transcriptional regulator
Exons: 1
Coding region: 1-777 (258 amino acids)
Biological process (GO): DNA repair; regulation of DNA-templated transcription
Molecular function (GO): DNA-binding transcription factor activity; sequence-specific DNA binding; methyltransferase activity
Source: RefSeq, a predicted model, not a curated record
AUGCUUGUCUUCGAAGAACUGCAUCUAUAUAGAAAAUCCAAGAUUCUAAAACAAAAUCUCUCCAUCUCUACAACUCAAAUCAACACCUUUCAGAAUAUCGCGAGUAUGGAUUACGACUACCGCACUCUCCCGCCCUCGUCUUUUAUACCAUUCUUCGAAAGUGAUGAUUCUCGCUGGCAGGCAGUGCAGGAUCGAGACAUCAAUUCUGACGGAUUAUUCGUCUAUGCAGUCAGAAGCACAAAAGUAUUUUGCCGACCGGUUUGCAAAUCCAGGCAUCCUCGCCGAUGCAAUGUCUCGUUCUACGCGACAGGGAAACAAGCACAGCUAUCGGGCUUCCGCCCAUGCAAGCGUUGUAAACCAGAAUUAGAGGGUCUCAUGCCCGAGGAAACGGCGGUACAAAAAAUCCGCGAGUUCCUACAAGAGCUGGAAAGAACAGGAAUCAAUGAUGAAGGCUCUUAUCAGCUCACCUUGAGUCAAAUGGCGAGGCAAGCCAAGGUAUCGAAGUGGUAUUUCCACAGAGUAUUUAAGAAGUCCAUGGGCGUAACCCCUGUGCAGUACCUGAAGAUAUGGCGCGACACGAUUCAUACGCAAAAUCAACUUGAAAAUAACGGCAUGCAUUGGCUUGAUCAACCAGCCCCCUGUACCGCUGAAUGGCCCCAGCUUACGGAGACAUUUCCGAACGGCGAGGACUUUUCGACGGAUACCCUCUCCAAUGUCACAAGCGAGAAUGAUGAAGUAAUGGCUGCCGACUUUGCUUUUCCGAGCUGGCUCACUUGA